Messenger RNA from Mangifera indica (mango), 1346 nucleotides. RefSeq names its product N-acylphosphatidylethanolamine synthase-like. The record is from RefSeq and is a predicted model, not a curated record. The transcript is spliced from 7 exons. NCBI's taxonomy places the organism in Eukaryota, Viridiplantae, Streptophyta, Magnoliopsida, Sapindales, Anacardiaceae. Gene Ontology annotation, biological process: phospholipid metabolic process. Bases 279 to 1124 code for a protein of 281 amino acids.
UUCUCCAUUUCCUUCCGUCAUUCUAUAUCACAUUUUUCCUCCCCCUUUCUCUCUUGUCAUGAAACGAUUGCUCCUGCACCGUCCGCCUCAUCAUCAAAUAAUUCGUUCAGACUUAGUCUCUUCCACUAUGGAUAGCUCUUUCUGGUUUGGGAGGCAAGGAUAGGAAGGAGGGGAGGUCUUCAGAUUCAAUGUGAAUGAGACUCCAGCCAGUUACUUGAACAUUAAAAAUAAUCAUCAUCUUCAAACCAAAGUUGCUGUACUGAGAUUUUAGGGUAGGGAUGGGAAGAAAAAUGGAAUGGGCGGCACAAGCGAACCACAUGGGAGGAUUACCAAGAAAGUUAGUGUUCAUGGCUGUUGGAGCAUUUGCAAAGACGGUGGCCAAUUUUCUCAACACCACUUAUGUUCACAAUGCUGAUACACUAAUUCGUCUUGUUCACUCUAGGCCUUGUGGGGUACCUCUCCUCACUGUUAGUAAUCACAUGUCCACCUUAGAUGAUCCGGUCAUGUGGGGAUUCAAGGGUUUUCCCACCGUGGAUGCUAAGUUGGCGCGAUGGGUUCUUGCUGCUGAAGAUAUUUGCUUCAAAAAUCCUCCUUUUUCAUAUGUCUUCCGAUUAGGUAAAUGCAUACCCAUCACAAGGGGUGGGGGAAUUUAUCAAGAACAUAUGAAUGAAGCAAUUAAGCGUUUAAGUGAUGGAGAAUGGUUACAUACUUUUCCUGAAGGAAAAGUGUCACAAGAAGAUGCACCAAUUCGGCGGUUGAAAUGGGGAACUGCUAGUCUUAUUGAUCGUGCACCAGUUACUCCAAUAGUUGUGCCAAUUGUUCAUCAUGGUUUUCAAGAGGUGAUGCCUGAAAACUUUAUGUUUGGUCGAAGGGCUCCAUUUCCAUUGUGUAAUAAGCACAUUAACAUAGUUGUUGGGGAGCCAAUAAAAUUUGACCUUCCCAAAAUGAGGCAGCUGGCAAUUUCCAAGUCUCGUGAUCCACAUCUUUGUAGCAUGGGAUGGCCUGGCAGUGACUCUCAUGGAAUGGACGAAGCUGCUCGCAGAUAUCUUUACUCUUCCAUUUCUGAUAAAAUUUUGACUACCAUGGAGAACUUGAGAAGCUUUGGUAGGAGCAUUUUGAAGUAAAAGGUUCAAAAUCUUAUUUAUUGUAGCUCAUUUUUUUGAAGUGUUAAUUGUAUUUUAUCUGUCAUUCUUGUUAGUCUAUUAAUAGUAGCUGAUUCUCUACUUAAGUUGGUCUGAGUUAAACAGAAGGCAAUCUUCUCCAGAUUUGCAUCUCUUAAAAACCGUUUAGAACAAGAACACAUAUUUUGAUAAGAAUUGGAGAGGGGACAAGUGCAAUUUCAAAGA